CUUUACAUAGCUACUUUUGUAAAUUAUACAUUUUAUCCCAGAAAUGUACUCAAAUACUUAUCAUUACCGUUAUUUUACGAUUCUGAACCUGAAUCUAAAGAUCAGUUAUGCCUUCAUUUUAAGGGGUCGAAGCAAGGAGGUCUUUCCUUUCCCAAAAGAAAAGGGAAGGAAAAAAACGGAGAGGGGGGAGAAAGAAAGAAAGGUCUACACAGGAAAAAAGGUGGUCCCACUCCGAAAACACCGUUUCCAAGCAGGCGGUCUCACUUCCAUACUUUUCUUCUCAUGUUGCUUCGCCUCUAAAGUGAUACAAACACGUUAACAACCAAUAUUUUUGGACUCAACAUGUUCAUGUUAGCAAAUACUAAGAGGAUGCUAUCAUUCUAGCUGGAUUAAAGUUUUAGAAAUACGGUAAAAUGGAGAGAAGAUCUGAAACUGGUGUGAAGAGACUGGCGCUGGGAAUCUCGCCUUCUUACUCCCACCAUCGCCUGUAAGAAAAUCCAUCUUAAGAUUAACACUAAAUAAUUUUACAUCAACUGGAAUUCACACUAUUCUGGGGUGUUGAUUGAAGAGGCAACUGAGCGUGGGACUGGACGUGUCCCUGUGUGGCGUUUGCCGGUGUGGCACUACACCGUGCACAGAUUGGAUGUUGCCUGGGAGAUGAGGAUGUGCUGCUGGCACCAGGAAGGAAGGAUUUUGAUGUGAUGGGGUGCAGGACGAGCAAAGUCCUCCCAGAGCCACCCGCUGACGUCCAACUUGACCUAGUCAAAAAAGUAGAGCCGCAUCAGACCGAUGUCUAUAAAAACUUCAUCAAAAGUGAAGGUGGCGGGGAGAAAACAGGCUCGCAAUCCCCUCAGGGUCAAAGCCAGGCUGCUGCAAAGGUGAGCCAGUCCCCUCCACCGGCUAACGGCCAGCCAGAGCCCGCUGACCCACACCGGAAAAAAGUAGCCAAAUACAGGGCCAAAUUUGACCCACGAGUGACUGCUAAGUAUGAUAUCAAAGCUUUGAUAGGGCGGGGUAGUUUCAGUCGGGUAGUACGAGUGGAACACAGGAGCACACGGCAGCCGUACGCCAUCAAGAUGAUCGAGACUCGCUACCGCGAGGGCAGAGAAGUAUGUGAAUCUGAACUUUGCGUCCUACGACGGGUGCGGCACACCAACAUCAUCCAACUGAUGGAGGUGUUCGAGACAGCUGAGCGGGUCUACAUGGUGAUGGAGUUGGCCACCGGCGGAGAACUGUUUGACCGCAUCAUCGCCCGUGGCUCUUUCACAGAAAGGGAUGCCACGCGAGUGCUGCAGAUGGUUCUCGAUGGCGUGAAGUACCUCCACACGUUGGGCAUCACGCACAGGGACCUAAAGCCUGAAAACUUGCUCUACUACCAUCCUGGUGCUGAUUCCAAGAUUAUGAUCACAGACUUUGGCUUGGCCAGCACGCGGAAGAAAGGCGACGAAUGCCUGAUGAAGACUACCUGUGGUACGCCUGAGUACAUCGCUCCUGAGAUACUCGUUCGUAAGCCGUACACUAAUGCAGUAGACAUGUGGGCACUGGGAGUCAUCUCCUACAUACUGCUCAGUGGCACCAUGCCUUUUGAGGAUGACAAUCGCAUGCGCCUGUACCGACAGAUCCUCAAAGGGAAAUACAGUUUCUCCGGGGAGCCAUGGCCAAGUGUUUCCAACCUUGCUAAGGACUUCAUCGACCGCGUCCUCACGGUAGAUCCUAAUGAGCGUCUCACUGCGGGCCAGGCACUUAAACACCCUUGGAUUGUCAGCAUGGCAGCUUCCUCCUCUAUGAAGAACCUGCAGCGGUCCAUUUCCCAGAAUCUCCUGAAGAGGGCGUCAUCACGCUGCCACAGCACUAAAUCAGCCCAGUCCACUCGCUCCAGCCGCUCCACAAAGUCCAGCAAGGCACGGCGCGUCCGCGAGAAAGAGCUGCGAGAACUCAACCGCCGUUACCAGCAGCAAUGUAACGGUUGAGAGCGAUGUAAAGACUGCGUGUAGCUUACUAAAAACAUUGGAGAGAGCAGAACAACAAUUGUGCCUCAACUUAGAUGUCAACUUCCUGCUCCAUCACCACAGAGCCAAUUAGCGGAAAAAACCUCCUUCUAAACUUUUCAUUCAUCUUCUAUACUUCUGCUGUUUUUCUCUCGUUUAUUACCUUUUAUGUGAGUGUUUUAUUUAUUUAUUGUUGGUGUUUUUUCAUGUUUGUUGUCUUUGGAAAUUAUCUCAUUCAGCCUUUUACCUGAUUGUAUCUGUUGAACAGAAUUUUACAUAAGUUGCUGGAAGGACUAAGAAUACACCUUCCUGAUUUUUGCUGUGAAUUAUUUGUUACGGUACCCACCCAGAAGAUUGUUCUUCUGAUGGGCGAAAUGUGCUGUUUAUUCAUUAUUGGCAACAAAUCACAUGACCUAGUUAUAGUUUAUUGUGCCUUAAUAUCACUUUGAACAUGAAGGAAAGGUAAAAAUCAGACUGUUGGUAUUUGUUUUGAAAGUAACCACACAUAUCACAUUUAUGAUACACACUGCUGUUUAAUUAUGAACCUUAAAGGGAUAGUUCACCUAAAAAUUAAAAUUCUAUAAUCAUAUUCUCACUGGCAUGUCGUUCCAAACCGAUAUGACAAUUUUUUGAUAUACAAUGAAAGUCAAUGGGGACCAAAACAUCACUGGACCUCAUUGGCUUUCAUUGUAUGGACCGAAAAACACAGAUACGUUUUUUUUUAAAUCUUCUUUUGUGUUCUGCAGAAAUAAAGAAAGUUAAACAGGUACAGAGGGUGAGUAAAUGAUUACAGAAUCUUUGGGUGAUUUAUCGCUUUAAUUUGGUCCAAAAUUGCCCAAUUUGUCUGUUGUUUAUCCUGAAUAAGACAUAACUGUUCAUUUUCUAGCCGUUUCUACAGCCCUACUAAAAAGGACCUUAAUUGUAAUAGCAGUUAUUAAAGGGAUAGUUCACCCAAAAAUGAAAAUUCUGUCAUCAGAUACUCACCCUUGUGUCGUUCCAAACAGGUAUGACUUCUGCGGAGCACAAAAGAAGAUAUUUUGAAGAACUGUCCAUGCAAUGAAAGUCAGUGGCGUCCAAAACAUCACUGGACCUCAUUAGCUUUCAUUGUAUGGACUGAAAAACACAGAUACGUUCUUCUAGCACUUCUUCUGUGUUCUGCAGAAAUAAAGUUAUACGGGUGAGUAAAUGCUUACAGAGUCUUUGGGUGAAUUAUCGCUUUAAUUUGGUCCAAAAUUGCCCAAUUUGUCUGUUGUUUAUCUUGAAUAAGACAUAACUGUUCAUUUUCUAGCCAUUUCUACAGCCCUACUAAUAAGGACCUUAGCAGUUAUUAAAGGGAUAGUUCACCCAAGAAUGAAAUUUACUCACCCUAAAGUUGUUCCAAAACUGUAUGAAGUUCUUUCCUCUGCUCAACACAAAAGAAGAUAUUUUGAAGAAUGUUG
Molecule: messenger RNA, 3427 nt
Organism: Megalobrama amblycephala (Wuchang bream)
Lineage: Eukaryota; Metazoa; Chordata; Actinopteri; Cypriniformes; Xenocyprididae
Gene: pskh1
Product: protein serine kinase H1
Exons: 4
Coding region: 702-1970 (422 amino acids)
Biological process (GO): protein phosphorylation
Molecular function (GO): ATP binding; protein kinase activity
Source: RefSeq, a predicted model, not a curated record